UGAAACCAUACUACGCAAUAUGCAGCAGGGUGCCGACAUGAACGGGCUGUACAUAUAUGCACCAGUGCAUGGCUUUGAUGUAUGACUUCAGUUUGCAUUCCAUGGAAUAAAUUAGCUGCGUUUAUUAGAGUGACGAGGAUAUAAAAUCCUAAAAGUGAUUGCAAGCGACGGAAUUAAAAGGAGCUGAAGUUACGUUACGUAGCGUGAUGCUGCAGGGCGCUCACGUCGCCAGACCUUCAAGAUGGAAGUGAGGGGCGACGUGCCUGGCAACGUCACCAUGUUGCCGCAGCUGCUGCUUGAACAAGGACACGACGCAGGGACCGGCGUGGGGGAGGCGCUCACCGACAAGCAGCGGGAGCUUCAGGAAUUCUACGCCACGUACGACGUAUGGACGGGUAUAAGAACAGCCAUCACCCUGGCGCUGUUCUUCCUGUUCACGGUGUCGGUGAUCCUCUACAAAAGCCGCUGUAAGAAGAGCAAGCCUUUCGAUGUUUACCCAUCACUGGAGGACGUACCGGAGAGACCUCUCGAUUACUGCGACUUUUGGUGCAGUAACCCAUUCAGUUCUGAGGUAGCCGUGAAGCGGGGUGGCGUGGGGAGGUGCUACGAGGAGGGGCGUGUGGGGAUGGGGUCAGCCCCCCUGCCCCCGCGGGGGUCGGUGGGGAGCUACGCCUCCCUCGCCAACAGCUUCAGGGUGAAGAGCCUCCCCGGCAGUGUCAUGGCCAUCAACUGGUCCAGGAUGAGCUCCUAUGAGAAGGAGGAUGCCUCCUGCUCCUCAGGAUACCAGGUGCGGUCGGACUUUUUGCGUGUGCCGGGAUUGCGGCUGCAGUCAACGUCGUCGACGGAGACCUACAGCGCGAACGCCUCCUCCUCGGACGCUCCGCUCGACUCUCCCGCCGCGCUGUUAGGUGUUCCGGGGUCUCGGGCGAGGCCGCUGCUACAGCUCGGCGGAAUGGACUGGGACAGCGACCACGCCACGGCUGAGUGGCUGCAGACCAUCGACAUCAACGUCAUCCAGCCCACACCUAACAUAUCCCCCUGCGGGUCUGUGAGAAGCGUGUCAGACCAAGCAGGUGUGAUAGAUCACCACGGUAGUUUUCAUACGCUGUCCCAUAAAGCUGUAGACGAAGACGGAAAAUCUUUGUGUUCAGACUCAGUGUUUUUCGACGGAAGUGGGAGCAGUUGUGAUGACGCUCGCAGCUUCCGAUCAACUCCCCGGUCGUCACGCCGGGCCACACAACCCAAUAUUUAUUAUACUGGGAGUACUUCACAGAACACAGGCAAACAAUUGCUCGGUUUGCCUAUGAACACCAAUUUGAGUGGCUCUACGGAGAAACUUACCAUUCAAAGACCAGAUCCUUCUCGGCUUGCACCUGACAAUAGUUUACAAGCUACUUCCAGCAAUGAGGUCGACUCGCAAAUGGUAUCAUUCAAAGUCCCGAACAUUCGAAGAACUCUUAGUGCAACAAAUGAGGAAGUAAGACACAGCCUCAAAGUUAAAAAAUAUUCGCCCAUGAAAAGAGCUGAAAGUGAAACUCAAGCCGUGAAGCGAAGUGACAGCUCGAUCUCUCGGCAGGACUCGAAUGGUUCAACGUCAUCAACGGACGAAGCAACCGAGUCUGUAUCUUUUCAUUUGAUGGUGCCUCAAUUGAGUAUUGACAUUCCUUCGCAGGAAGUUUCAAGAGCUUCAAGUCCUUCUAUGUCACCAACUCCUCCCCAAACUCCCCCCGUCCCACGAUCAAAUGGAAGAGGAAGACAGGGGACAGCUGAUGGCCGUGGCGUCUUGCGUCGCCAGCUAGCCAAGGACUACACGCAACCGUGCCAGCAGCUACCGACGUACCCCGAGGAGGAGGAGCCGACUCUUGUCACGAGCUAUGAUUUUAUUUCCAUCAAACCACCGCCUGGCUAUCGAGAUUUGUCUCCCGUGCCACCUCUGUCAAUUUCACCUGUCCCUUCUUCUCCUUCACCAUACCUCAUGUCUUCACCUGGUCCUUACUCACCUUUAUCAUACCCACUUUCACCAUUGUAUACUGAUAUCUUCACUCUACCACAUCCUACGUCUCCCAUUCCACCACCCCCGUCUCCUCUAUACAGCAGGGGGGCGGCAGUAGAUGAUAGGUCACCGGGAACAUCACGUAGGGUCCGAUCAAGUCAUCGAACUCCAUCACCUCUGGCGGUUCCAAGUUCUCCAUUGCCACGCAGUCAUUCUCCGUUGGUGCGAACUGAUCCUCCAAUCGAGCAGGUUAUGUCGGCGUCUGUUGGACCAGGUAUUAGAAAGAUCGUUUCCGAUGCAAGCAAAGCAAGCGAGAACGCACCCUCCGAGUCAGAUACAAAAAAGGUCUGCCGCCAUGAGAGCAUGGCCGCCAUGACACGUCUCAGUUUUGAUGUGCCUGAUCCUGUCGAGGAUGUUGAUGUGCACGAAACUUCGUGCUGAAAAUGAUCGUUCAAAGAAGAAGAUUCAUAAAGACUUGUUAUUGAUUAAUCGCUGUUCAUGCGUAACAAGUGUUAGUGAGCAGUAAUCGUGCUUCUCAAAACCUGCUGUGAAAUAUCUUCUGAGAAAUAUUUUCCGAUCCUAUUUAUGUACACCCAAAUGUAAGUUUGUGCUCCUAUCUUUAACUUUAUGGUACGAAGUAUUUAUAAUCAAAACCCCAACAAGUAGGAUAAGGUGAUGCACUUUUCCCUGCCCAGAAUGCGAGUUUUGUUAUAUUGUAUAUAAAUUGAUUUAUUAAUUAUAUGUGC
This is a messenger RNA of Hyalella azteca, 2739 nucleotides long. RefSeq names its product flocculation protein FLO11. The record is from RefSeq and is a predicted model, not a curated record. Lineage: Eukaryota; Metazoa; Arthropoda; Malacostraca; Amphipoda; Hyalellidae. Bases 242 to 2434 code for a protein of 730 amino acids. The transcript has 6 exons.